CGGGGAGUGGCGGGGCCGGCGCCCGCCAUGGAGUCGGCGGGCGGGCCGGCGCGGAUGCCGCACAGCGUCGGCCGGUUGUCCCGGGGGCCGCCGUUCAGGCGGUCGCAGGGGCGGCUCGGACUCAGCUACGGCGGUCAGCUGCUCUCACCGCCGACGCCGCGCUCCCAGCAUAACGCAGAUCCCCAGAAAACAGCGUUUCUGCUGCGCAAGCAAUGGACCUUAUACAGCGUGACCCCUCUGUACGGGUUCUCUAACGCUCACCUGAAGCGUUACGCUCGGCUGCUUAGUGCUUUUACCGCUGCCGAGAAGCAGAAGGGACUGGCGGUGGAAGUGGGGGUUGAGCUGGACAUCAAAGUGACUGUCUCCAACAUUCCCGACCUGAAAGGUAGUGACCGAGACCGGGAUGCCAUUCUCGUGCAGCUUUCUUUGAGAUCGUCAGCUUCCCAAAAAAACUCAGAAGAGAAACUGGUAUGGUCAGGCUGCUUCUGCUGUGUGUCCGGAGAUCAUCUCUCCGAGAACCUGCCAGAGGACUUCACUUGUUUACCUCUGUUUCUUGUGAACGGGGCAGAGGGUUACACCUCCAUUGUUGGAAGCUGGUUUCAGAAGACUUUUGACUGCUGCUUCCGCCGUUUAGCCAUCAGCCCUCUCAAUCUCAGUUGGAUGGCAGCAAUGUGGACUGGAUGCCAAGUGGACAAAACCACAUCUGCCAUGGAACUUGUUUUCUCUGCCCCCUGCCUCCCCUACCCUCUGGAUAUUUCAUAUGCCAUUCAUCCCGAGGACGCAAAAGCUCUCUGGGAUACAGUGCAAAAAACUCCAGGAGAGAUCACUCAAGAAGAAGUGGAUAUUUUUAUGGACUGCCUUUACUCUCACUUCCACAGACACUUUAAGAUCCACUUGUCAGCUACAAAACUGGUGAAAGUUUCUACAGCAAUUGCCUCAGCACACUGUGAUGGGAUUAUAAAGUUUCUACAAAGCAAAUACCUAGCUGGAGUGCUGACGCUGCUGACAGAACUAGCAAUCUCUCAGAUACAGUGAGAGUCAUUUCAGCAAAUCUUCAUGCUAAAAAGGGUUACUGUUGGAAGAUGUAUGCUGAGAAACUGAUUGGAAACUCACUCCUGAAACACCUUCUUUCCUUUCAUGCUGUCUGUCCUAAGUUGGACUCUUAACUCCUAUGCUGUAAUUCAACAUCAUGUCCAGCAAAGACAAGCAGACAUUUUGCCUUUGCUACAGUACAAACUUCUAAGAGCUUCUUAAGCACCUUUGUUUUAUCAGUUGCUCUUCAUUUAUGCGUAGGUUAUCAGCCAGGGGCUAGGAAAUAAACUUUGCAAGUUCUUGGAUGCAACUUACUGAUGGGUAUUUCUGUCUCAAAUAGCAAGCUGCUUUUCACAUUGCUAGAUAGCCUAAGCUAUACAGACCUUAGCCUAAACUGUGACUACUCUUGGGGCAGCCUAAAAUGCAAAGCCAAGCACAUCCAAGAAGGGGUGCGUGCUGUACAAUGCAGGUCUCUAACCUCCUUUCUAGCUUGCUAAGGUCAGUUGGUAGCAGUCAUAAAGCAGUCAUCUAUGUCCCGGUUAGGCUAAGGUGAACAGCACGACUGACAACUGCCCUGUGAGUCCUCUCAGCCUGUUGGUCCUCUCAGACAAGUUAAUACAUAGGAAAUUGAGGUCUGUGUAUAAGCUAGAUAUUUACUAUGCUUUGCCUGAUGUUUGUAGUCUUGGGUGUAACCUUUUAGGCCAGAGAGCCCUCAGGGCUGGAGUUAUGGGUGGUAAAAUUUUAUACUGUAUCUCUCCCUUCUACAGCAGGUAGGAGUUGAAAGAGCUAGUGGACAGUGCCUGGCUAUAGCUUAAGGAAGUAGAAUAAGUACAUGCGAAGUCUUAUGAUUUUUGUAUUGCUCUACUAAAUGAAGUAUUUGUCAUCUUUUGCCAAUAGUUUGGUCUUGAGCAAAGUAAAGGCCACCUGUGCCCAAUGAAGUAUAUACUUGUAUGGUGCUUUGCAGUUACAGCUUACCUGACUAAACUAGUUGUUCCCUAAUAAAUAAUUCUGUGAGCAGCAAAGGUUAAAGUCUAGUUUCCUAUACAAUUCACUUGUAAUGGCUUCACAUUUGUGCAGCAUCUCUAAGGUCUGAGGAGUUUGUGCUGUGACCUUCCCCCAAAGGAGGGAUGCAAGUUUUCCCUUCCCAAAAUUUUAGGAUCUAUGCAUCAACUGUCACUAAAAGCAUUCUUCAUUCUUUUCCCCAGCAACACUGAGAUGAACCAGCUAUGUAAGUCCCUAACAUGACCUAAUUACAUGCCUAGUUACUAAUCUACUUUUAAUAAUCUAUUUUUAGAAUUAGGCAAAGAAACAUGGACUUGGUUUUAGGUUU
Molecule: messenger RNA, 2362 nt
Organism: Chroicocephalus ridibundus (black-headed gull)
Lineage: Eukaryota; Metazoa; Chordata; Aves; Charadriiformes; Laridae
Gene: CENPL
Product: centromere protein L
Exons: 4
Coding region: 28-1035 (335 amino acids)
Source: RefSeq, a predicted model, not a curated record